Messenger RNA from Panicum virgatum (switchgrass), 868 nucleotides. RefSeq lists its product as uncharacterized. Gene Ontology annotation, biological process: vesicle-mediated transport; endoplasmic reticulum organization. NCBI's taxonomy places the organism in Eukaryota, Viridiplantae, Streptophyta, Magnoliopsida, Poales, Poaceae. The coding region runs from base 87 to 617 and encodes 176 amino acids. Gene Ontology annotation, cellular component: endoplasmic reticulum membrane. The record is from RefSeq and is a predicted model, not a curated record. The transcript has 6 exons.
AAGUGCUGACGCGAAGACGACAGGCCGACAGGGUAAACAGGGCGCCUUCUGCGAACUCGUCCCCCUCCCGACGAAGCAUCCUCGUCAUGUCAGUGCCGGCGGCGAUGCAGCGGCGCGGCGCCUCCGGCCGGCCUUCGGGCACAGACGGCUCCGACUUCUCUUACCGCAUGGUCGUCGAAUCCCGGUACCAGAGGGUUGCCGAGGGCAGAUCCCGCCUCGCGCGCCUCAUCCUCGUGCAGGUACUGCACCAGGUAGCUGGGGGCGCCUUGCUGCUGCUAUCCUUGUCCAAGGGGAAGGAGGUGAACAAGUUCGCCGUGCUGUCCGCGGCUGCGGGACUGCUGGCUAUAGUGGUGGGGGAAUUAGGACGAAAGCGGACUGUGGCGGUGCUACUUCGGCUUUACACAAGCUUGUCAUCAAUUGCCGUUGCAUUCUCCGUGACGUGCAUCAUCCGCUCAGAAUUGUUCUCAAAGGUUAUGAAGCAAAACACAGAAGCCAUCACAAGCUAUGAACUGUUUGAUGCCGUUCGAGUUGCUCUUGGUAUCCUGCUGCAAAUGGUGGUUAUAGCGACAACUACCAGACUUCUGCAGAACAUGUCUCCUCCCAGGAGAGCUUCAUGAAUGUUAAUGACAUUGUAGCUAUGUGCUUGACCAUUAGAAAUGAUACAAAACUUGGAGUUAAAUAUCUAUAGAGUUCUAUAGACUUGUAACGAGGCAGUUGGUGCACAACCUUCUCAGCAGUCAUGAGUUGCUUGUGUCAUCUUUUGUGUUCUCCUUUUACUCCUUCCCUUUCUCUGAAUCUGGAAAAUUUGGAGUGAUCGAUGCCCUUUGCAAGCAAAAAAGGCUAAUGAAACAUUUUUUCUCAAUCAUCU